Molecule: messenger RNA, 594 nt
Organism: Anopheles aquasalis
Lineage: Eukaryota; Metazoa; Arthropoda; Insecta; Diptera; Culicidae
Gene: Cpr64Ac
Product: Cuticular protein 64Ac
Cellular component (GO): extracellular matrix
Source: RefSeq, a predicted model, not a curated record
UCGUACAGCUCCAGCAGUUUCAGUGGUGUGUCAAAUCAAGCAGUGUUCUGUUCUAGCCCUCAAGAGUGCCCCUCCAGUGAUACCAACACACCAGCCACCAGCAUCAUGAUUUCCAAGAUUCUUUUGGUUGCCUCCCUAGCGGCUGUCUCGACCGUAGCAUCGCCCGUCUACGGACCGGUGUCGUAUGGACCGGCGCUGUCCUACGGUUACGCCGCCAAAGCCAUCCAACCGCUGCACACGGUAGCGGCAGCUCCCGUGCUGCACGCACCGAUCGUCGCCGCUGCACCGGUCCUGAAGCACGUCGAAGCGUACGAUCCGAACCCGCACUACAGCUUCAGCUACGGUGUUUCGGAUCCGCAUACCGGCGAUUCGAAGCACGCCGAAGAAACGCUGGCCAACGGUGUCGUCCAUGGUAGCUACUCGCUCACCGAACCCGACGGCACAAUCCGCAAGGUGACGUACACGGCCGACAAGAUCCAUGGAUUUAAUGCGGUGGUCGAGAAGAGUGGCCACGCCGUCCAUGCUGCUCCGGUGCUGAAGAAGGUCGUUGCAGCGCCCCUGGUGCACGCUGGCCUCCCGUAUUACCAUCACUGA